GUCAAAAACCUAAAUUUUACUCCAUAACUUACCAUUAGUAACACUUAAUUGGUACUAGACAGUUCGUUGGAUCAUCAACUCUUUAGAUUUGAAUUUAAGCACCUCUAAAUCAUUUAAUCAACUUUAAGAUAAUCUAAAUUAAUUAAAAUAUAAAAUAAACACCGUCCAAAUUUAAUAGCUAAAACUCUUCCUAUCUUUCUAAAGGACAAUGAUCACUAUCAAGCACCCCCUUAACCAUCCAACCAAAAAAUUAAUUAGCACUUAAUCAAACAAUUAAAAUAUAUUACUAAAAGGGCCUAAUACGCUCCGAAACGUCCAAAACCGUUGUUGGUUUCCAACCAAUCACAAAUUGUCCUCCAAAAAAAUAAAAAAAUAAAGAAAAAUUAUGAUUUUUUUUUUUUAAAAAAAAAGUCCUACAAAUUAAGGGCCCCCCUUCUUUUUUUGCUAUCCUCCUCUACCCACUUCUUAAAAUAAAGAAAAAUCUACUUGACAUAAAGCCACUAUAUUACUUGUUUACUAAUCCAUAAAUUACUAAUUACUAAUUAGGUACUAUACUAAUUAUUAUUUCCUACAAUAUUAAAUAAAAUAAAAUCCCUUGCCCCACAAAAAAUUAAUAAAAUAUUUUUUCUUCCUUACCAAACUCCUACCUUACUUUUUAUAAAUAACCCAAAAUUCUCCCUCAAUUCUUCCUCAACUUCUCCUCAAUAAUAUUCUCCAAAACUCCAUUAAAUAAACCAAAUUAUUUAUAUUUUGUUCUUCUCAUAUUUUUUCUCCUACAUAAUUUGUCUCAAAACACCCAAACAUUAUGACAAAAGCAGGAAAACUUGGAAAAUUACUCAAGAAAAUGCAAUCAAUGGGAAGAACAUCAUUCAACCACCGCGAAAAUGAUCAUAUUCAUCAAACAAGUUUAAGCAGAAGAGACUCAACUUCAUCCUCAUCAAUUGUUGCUACAAAGUACAAUAACAUAUCCUACGACGACUCGUCCCCGGAACCUUCCUCCACAAGUAAUCUUUGUCCGGUUUACGUAGGAAAGUCUAGGAGGAGAUACAUGGUCACCUCGGAAGUCCUCGAACACCCGCUUUUUCGAGAGCUCGUAGAACGAUCAUCCGGUGGCGGCGGGGCCGAGGAGAUAUCAGUAGGGUGUGAGGUGGUGUUGUUUGAGCAUUUGCUAUGGAUGCUUGAUAAUGCUGACCCUCAACCUGAGUCUUUGAAUGAGCUUGUGGACUUUUAUGCUUGCUAAUAAUUUUUCAUGAAAGUUCAUUAAUUGAUUAAUUAAUUAAUUAAUGUUUUUUUAUUUCAAUUUUUUUUGGAGGUAAUUAAAUUGUUUUUUUUUUUUAAAAAAAUUAUUCUCUCUUUUUAUUUUAUUUUUUUAGAGAGUUUGUAAAAUUUUCUCACCCUAAUUAUUAACAUAUAUAGUACUAUAUAUAUGUACUUCUUGUACACGUAUAUAGGGGAAAAAAUGUGAAUUAAAACAAUUAUGGGUGAAUGGUGAAAUUAUGGUUAAACUUGACAUUAAAUUUUUAUUUGCGUUUGCCAAAUGCCAAAUUGUUGUUGGCAAUGUAAUUGUUGUUACCAUUAAUUUGUAUGAUAUGAAUAUAAUCCUUUUUGGUAAUUUUGUUGUUUGU
Chenopodium quinoa (quinoa) is the source of this 1625-nucleotide messenger RNA. RefSeq names its product auxin-responsive protein SAUR72-like. NCBI's taxonomy places the organism in Eukaryota, Viridiplantae, Streptophyta, Magnoliopsida, Caryophyllales, Amaranthaceae. The transcript has a single exon. Bases 806 to 1240 code for a protein of 144 amino acids. Gene Ontology annotation, biological process: response to auxin. The record is from RefSeq and is a predicted model, not a curated record.